AUGUCAGAGGAUCUAGCAAAGCAGCUAGCUAGCUACAAAGCUCAACUCCAACAAGUUGAAGCUGCAUUAUCUGGAAAUGGAGAAAAUGAAGAUUUGCUAAAAUUGAAAAAGGAUUUACAAGAAGUUAUAGAACUAACCAAAGACCUUCUUUCAACUCAACCUUCUGAAACUCUUGCAAGUUCAGACAGUUUUGCUUCUACACAGCCCACUCAUUCAUGGAAAGUAGGAGACAAGUGUAUGGCAAUCUGGAGUGAAGAUGGACAGUGUUAUGAAGCGGAGAUUGAGGAGAUAGAUGAAGAAAAUGGCACCGCUGCGAUCACCUUUGCUGGCUACGGCAAUGCCGAAGUGACUCCACUGUUGAACCUCAAGCCUGUGGAAGAAGGAAGGAAGGCAAAGGAGGACAGUGGCAACAAACCCAUGUCAAAAAAAGAAAUGCUUGCCCAGCAGCGUGAAUAUAAAAAAAAGAAAGCUUUGAAAAAAGCACAGAGAAUAAAAGAACUUGAGCAGGAAAGAGAGGACCAGAAGGUGAAAUGGCAACAAUUCAACAACAGAGCCUAUUCUAAAAACAAAAAAGGCCAGGUAAAGAGGAGUAUUUUUGCUUCACCUGAGAGUGUAACUGGCAAAGUUGGAGUAGGAACUUGUGGAAUUGCAGAUAAACCUAUGACCCAGUAUCAGGAUACCUCUAAAUACAACGUCAGGCAUUUGAUGCCUCAAUAAUCAGAAAAACUGUUGGAUUUCAUCUCUGUAGGGCUUUACAUUUACCUUUUUAUCCUUAUAUUUUUCUAAAGGUAAAUUAUUUGUUAGAUGAGUAAGGAAGAAAUCCAUUGUCAUCACUGACUUCAAUAGAAUGAAACUUGAAGAAAAUGCAGCAUUUGAUAACAGCUACUCAUUUAACUUUUUCAUUACUGCUACCACAGUUCCCUUAAAGUUUGUUGAAUAAAGCAACUUUUCUAGAUAGACGCUGCUUAAAUACAGCACCUAGAUGAAUUGUUGAUCUUCCUAAUGUCAGAUCCCCAUUCAACCAGUGGUAUAUACUUUUUGUAAGGUCAUAACUUGGACUUUUCACAUGCUUUGAACUGGUCACAUUCUAGCCAUUCAUUGGAACUUGAAGGCAAAAUCACCAACCUGCUAAAGAGAUCUUUUUGUUUUGUUUUACCUUAAACCUACCUGUUGUCCAGUUAAGCCUAAAUAUAGGUUAAUUUGUAAAUGGCAACGUUUGACAUUUUCCUUCAGUAACGUAUUUCCUAAGCCAUCUCUAAAGUUAAUUCAGUUUUUUCUAAGUUUUAUGUAAGAAACCAUGUUUAGGACCAUCUACCUUUGAUAAGGUUUUUGUUUUUGUUUUGUACAUUUGCUUUUUUUGCUGUGUUGAUUUUUCACUUAUGGUAGUGGUACCAUACUGGAUGUGUAAUGUUUAUAUGGGAAAACUAAAAGCUAAUGUAUAGCCCUGUAUACAGUGUAGAUACUAUUUUUGUAAAAAACAAAAAAAAAAAAAAACAAGGCUAAAUUAAUGAACAAGAGUACUGAAUGUUUUCAUCAUUAAAAAUCUACUGUAUUUCUUGUGCAUUAAUAUGACCAUAAUUUCCCUGUAUAUUAUGUUCAUGUAGCUGAGUUUGUAAUUUCUGUUAACUAGAUCAGAUCAGGUUGUCAGCAUUUGUUGGUAUAAGUGAACAUCACAGUUACCCUGAGUUGAGUUUAAGCCAAAUACAUGCAUAGAAAAGGGUCUCCCUAUUAAUGGAAGAUGAUUUUUAGAAUGUGUGUUAAUUUGUUUUGUAUGUUUAACUUUUAUUAAAGUGCUUUUAAAAUCUCCA
Orycteropus afer afer is the source of this 1808-nucleotide messenger RNA. RefSeq names its product survival motor neuron domain containing 1 (gene SMNDC1). Gene Ontology annotation, cellular component: cytoplasm; nucleus; precatalytic spliceosome. Gene Ontology annotation, biological process: mRNA processing; regulation of alternative mRNA splicing, via spliceosome. NCBI's taxonomy places the organism in Eukaryota, Metazoa, Chordata, Mammalia, Tubulidentata, Orycteropodidae. Gene Ontology annotation, molecular function: RNA binding. The record is from RefSeq and is a predicted model, not a curated record.